AUGUCUUACGUUGUCCCCGGACCCCCAACGCCUUUCAAUGGCACCAACGAGGAGCUUGGUGGUGAUUCCACUACCGAAAACCUCAACCAAUGGUACCAAUCUGGUGACCAGGCCUUCAUUCUCGUCUCAGCCUGUCUCGUCCUUCUUAUGGUUCCCGGUAUCGCCUUUCUCUACUCCGGUCUUGCUCGAAGAAAGUCGGCUCUUUCCAUGCUCUGGGUCGUCAUGAUGUCCUUUUCCGUCAUCGUCUUCCAGUGGUAUUUCUGGGGUUUCUCUCUCGCAUUUUCCACAACUUCCAACAACCCUUUCAUCGGCGAUCUCAAGCACUUCGGUCUCAGACACGUUUGGGGUGCUCCUUCGGUCGGAUCAGCUCUCAUCCCAGCUCUUCUAUACUCAUUCUACCAGAUGAUGUUCUGCGCUGUCACUGCUGCUCUUACCAUUGGUGCUGUUGCUGAACGCGGCCGUGUCAUUCCUAGCAUGGUCUUCAUCUUCUUCUGGGCUACUCUCGUUUACUGCCCUCUUGCCUACUGGGUCUGGAACCCCAACGGUUGGGGUUUCGUCAACGGUGUUCUCGACUACGCCGGUGGUGUUCCCGUCGAGAUCGGUUCUGGUAUGUCUGCUCUUGCCUACUCCUGGGUUCUUGGCCGCCGUAACGAGAAGAUGAUGAUGAACUUCCGCCCUCACAACAUCUCGUUGAUCACCCUUGGUACCAUCUUCCUCUGGUUUGGCUGGCUCGGCUUCAACGGUGGCUCUUCCUUCGGUGCCAACCUUCGUGCUGUUAUGGCUUGCUGGAACUCUUGCCUCACUGCCAUGUUCGCCGCUAUGACCUGGUGCAUUCUCGAUUUCCGCCUGGCCCGCAAAUGGUCCAUGGUCGGCUGGUGCUCUGGUACCAUUUCCGGUCUCGUUGCCGCCACUCCUGCCUCUGGUUUCAUCGACCCCUGGGCCAGUAUCAUUCUCGGCGUUGUUGCUGGUGUCGCCUGUAACUUUGCCACCAAGAUCAAGUUCCUCAUCCGAAUUGACGACUCUCUCGAUGUCUUCGCUGAGCACGGUGUCGGCGGUAUCGUCGGUCUCAUCUUCAACGCUUUCUUCGCUCGCGGCUCCAUCAUCGGCCUCGACGGCGUCAACACUGGUGUCAUGGGUGGUUUCAUGGAUGGCAACUACGUUGUCAUCGGCUGGCAAAUCGCUGCCAUUGUUGGUGCUUCUGCCUACGCUUUUGUCAUGUCCGCCAUCAUUGCCAAGAUCAUUGACCUCAUCCCUGGUCUUAAGCUCCGUGCUUCCGAGGAGGCCGAACUCCUUGGCAUGGACGAUGACCAGCAUGGUGAGUUCUCCUACGAUUACGUUGAGGUUCGCCGAGACUUCCUUGCCUGGAGCCCCCAACGUGGUGAGCCCGCUGAGGAUGGUGACGUCCUUGAGCCCACUCAUGGGAUCCAUGAGCACCAGUCCAUGAUGAACCCUAGCGAGUCAGAUGACGCCCGCAAGACUCCUUCUCUCAACACACCAGAUGUUAUUGCGCCUGACGCGGUCAUCAACGAGAAGCAUGCUUAA
Fusarium venenatum is the source of this 1542-nucleotide messenger RNA. RefSeq names its product ammonium transporter AmtB-like domain-containing protein. Gene Ontology annotation, cellular component: plasma membrane. NCBI's taxonomy places the organism in Eukaryota, Fungi, Ascomycota, Sordariomycetes, Hypocreales, Nectriaceae. Gene Ontology annotation, molecular function: ammonium channel activity. Gene Ontology annotation, biological process: ammonium transmembrane transport. The record is from RefSeq and is a predicted model, not a curated record.